Molecule: messenger RNA, 2799 nt
Organism: Saccharomycodes ludwigii
Lineage: Eukaryota; Fungi; Ascomycota; Saccharomycetes; Saccharomycodales; Saccharomycodaceae
Gene: MCM2
Product: MCM DNA helicase complex subunit MCM2
Exons: 1
Coding region: 1-2799 (932 amino acids)
Biological process (GO): DNA replication; double-strand break repair via break-induced replication; mitotic DNA replication initiation
Cellular component (GO): nucleus; MCM complex
Molecular function (GO): single-stranded DNA helicase activity; 3'-5' DNA helicase activity; ATP binding
Source: RefSeq, a predicted model, not a curated record
AUGUCAAGUCCACAAACGCAUAAUGAUAAUAAUAACGACGAAAGAAGAAGGGGGAGAAGAAGAAGAAGAAGUGAUAGUAUAGAUCUUGAGCAUGAAGCAGAAGGAGAAGGUGGCGAGAGAAUGACACAGGACAGAAAUUUGCUAUCUUCUCCGUCUCCAUCAACCAUCCCUCCAUCCUCCCCGGCUUAUAAUAGUAGAUCUUUUCCGGACGCUGGCACUAAUACCAAUUCUAACACUAGUUACGAUGGUUUGGAUUCUGCUGAUUAUCACGACUUUGAAGAUAUUCCAGAAGCAGAACGUGAAGAACAAUUUAUAGCUGAUGAUUUAGACGAUUUAGAGGAAGCAAUGGAUGGAGUUGAUUUAAUGGGCGAUGGACUGGAAGAGGAUUAUCGUGCAAGAGAGGAACAAGAUCAUUAUGAUGUAGAAGAUGAAAAUAUUGACGAUACACAUCAAAGAGAAUUGGAUAUUUCCUCUAGAAGAAGAGUUGAUGCCCAAUUGAAUGCUAGAGAUCGUUUAUUAAAUGCCAGACAAGAUGUGUAUCUUGAAGAAGGUGACCAAGACGGUACAGCAACUGCAAGAUUAGAUCAGUAUGGGUUGCCAGUUCAAAGGCGUAGACGGAGGCGUCAAUAUGAAGAAGACUCAGCAGCAGCUACCCGUGGAUCGUACGAAGAUGAAGAUCUGUUUUCCGAUGAAGAUGUCAAUCCAUUGAAUGAAGAGUUUACGUUGGAAAGUUUGUCGGAAGUCAGAGCUCCGAGUUACAGUGAAUGGAUCACACAGCCGAAUGUGGCACGUACUAUAGCGCGUGAGUUAAAAUCCUUCUUGUUGGAAUAUACCGAUGCAUAUGGCAAAUCUGUUUAUGGUGCUAGGAUAAGGGCACUGGGUGAAUGGAAUAGUGAAUCAUUAGAAGUUAAUUAUAGACAUUUGGCCGAAUCUAAGGCCAUCUUGGCUAUUUUCUUGGCCAAAUGUCCUGAAGAAAUGCUAAAAAUAUUUGAUGUUGUUGCUAUGGAGGCCACCAAGCUACAUUAUCCUCAUUAUGGUCGUAUUCACUCUGAGAUACAUGUUCGGAUCUCCGAUUUCCCGACGAUUAAUAAUAUACGUGAAUUGCGUGAAACGCAUUUGAAUACCUUGAUUAGAAUAACGGGUGUUGUUACAAGAAGAUCAGGUGUCUUCCCGCAAUUAAAAUAUGUUAAAUUCAACUGUUUAAAAUGUGGUGCCUUGUUGGGCCCUUAUUUUCAGGACUCCAAUGAAGAAGUGAAAAUUUCAUACUGUACCAAUUGUAGGAGCAAAGGUCCGUUUAGGACCAAUAUGGAAAAAACGGUUUAUAGAAAUUACCAGAGAUUAACAUUGCAAGAAGCACCAGGUACUGUUCCGGCGGGUAGAUUGCCACGUCAUAGAGAAGUUAUUUUACUAUGGGAUUUAGUUGAUAUUGCCAAACCGGGUGAGGAAAUUGAAGUGACUGGUAUUUAUAAAAACACAUAUGAUGGUAACUUAAACGCUAGAAAUGGGUUCCCAGUUUUUGCUACAGUUAUUGAAGCAAAUGCAAUCAAGAGAAGAGAGGGUGGGUCGUUGGUUGGUGACAGUGUUGAUGAUGGUGCUGGGUAUGAGGGUUUAGAUGCCUUCAAUUGGACCGAGGAAGAGGAAAGAGAAUUUAGAAAAUUAUCCAGAGAACGUGGUAUUAUUGAUAAGAUUAUCGGAUCAGUUGCACCUUCUAUUUAUGGUCACAGGGACAUCAAAACAGCAAUUGCAUGUUCUUUAUUUGGCGGUGUUUCCAAAUUGGUUAAUGGCAAACAUUCUAUCAGGGGUGACAUCAAUGUUUUACUUUUGGGAGAUCCCGGUACGGCGAAGUCCCAAAUCUUAAAAUACGUUGAAAAAACUGCACACAGAGCUGUUUUUGCCACUGGACAAGGUGCAUCCGCGGUUGGUUUAACGGCAAGCGUUAGAAAAGACCCAAUUACUAAAGAGUGGACUUUAGAAGGCGGAGCUUUGGUUUUAGCCGAUAAAGGUGUGUGUCUAAUUGAUGAAUUUGAUAAGAUGACCGAUCAAGAUCGUACUUCUAUCCAUGAAGCUAUGGAACAACAAAGUAUUUCCAUUUCAAAAGCAGGUAUUGUUACCAGUUUGCAGGCAAGAUGCUCCAUAAUUGCAGCUGCUAACCCUAUUGGUGGUCGUUACAAUUCGACACUGCCAUUAUCUCAAAAUGUCAAUUUGACUGAACCUAUUUUAUCAAGGUUUGAUAUCUUGUGUGUAGUUAGGGAUUUGGUAGAUGAGGAGGCUGAUGAAAGAUUGGCAUCAUUCGUUGUUGAUUCCCAUAUCAGAUCACAUCCAGACAGUGAUGUUACCGAUAUAAAUGGCAGUACUGAACAGCAAGAAGAAGGAGAUGUGGAUAUGACGCAAGAAACCCGUUCUGCUAGACAGAAACGGUUGCAGAAACAGAAGGAAAACGAAAUUUCGCCGAUUCCACAGGAUGUCUUAAUGAAGUAUAUUCAUUACUCCAGAACUAAAAUACAGCCUAAAUUAAUACAAAUGGAUGUGGAUAAAGUUAGCAAAGUAUAUGCCGAUUUGAGAAGAGAGAGUAUUACCACUGGCUCGUUCCCAAUUACUGUUCGUCAUCUAGAAUCUAUAUUAAGAAUUGCUGAAUCUUUUGCAAAGAUGAGAUUGUCUGAAUUUGUUUCCUCAUAUGAUCUAGACAGGGCGAUUAAAGUCACCGUUGAUAGUUUUGUAGGCACCCAAAAGAUCAGUAUUCGUCGUAAAUUACAAAAAAGUUUUGCUAUUUAUACCAUGGGUUAUGGCACUAGAGACUGA